AUGUCUCGACUCGUGAAGAAAUCUCCAUCUGUUUGUAUGGAUCUACCACUGAACAACAGUGAAAUUUCUAACAAGCUUCAUCUGAUGAGGGAACUUCUGAGAUCUUGUUACGGUCCAACAGCUAGACUGAAACAAGUUCAUAAUAACAUUGGAGGGCACGUUGUAACCACCUCUGUCUCCUCAGUUUUACUUCCAGCCCUUUCCUCCUCUCAGCCCUUUAUCAAUCUGAUAAAAACCUCCAUUCUCAACCACGUCUCUCGCUUCAGCGAUUGUGGUUUGUUUGCUGCAAUUUUUUGUUUAUCCCUUAUCGAACAAUCAUCGGCGUCAAGACUUAGAGGAAAUGUUGCUAUCAGAGUGAACAAGCACCUGCUGGCUGUUUGCACCAACUAUCUACAACAAGAUGACUGUGGUUGUAGAGUGAAGCUUGACUUCUGCAGCAGCCAGAACCUGAUCACAUUAGCCCGCAGUAUUAUCUCCAGCAAACCAGCAUGUGUACUUGCAGAGCCAGAGAUGAUCCACGUCAGCAAUAUGACUGUGCGAGCAUUCUUGCUGACUGUUCCCUGUAACACCCCAGGUACAGUCAGUCUUGGCAGAAUAGUUACAGUUACUAUCGAGGGACAGCCUGUGCUAGAAUCUGCAGUCUUUCCAGGCUUACUGGUGGACAUUCCUGAUGACUUUUGCUUUAACAAAGCACACAGUAUCUCUAAUCCACUGCAUGUGGUGCUGUUCAGUAUAUCACUAGCUGGAGACCUUCCUGAACUAGGAGAUGGUAUAACUGAGAUGUAUCCAGGUCUGGACACUGAGUCACAAAUACUGGAUCAGCUUCUGGAAAUUGGAAAACAGGUGGCUAAGGAUGAAGUGAAGUUAUUUGUCUGCCAAAAAGUCAUCCACCCAGUCUUGCAGCAAUACCUAAAAGGUCAAGGCAUCAUAGUGGUGGAGAGACUUGGAAUCACUCUUAUGGAGCCUCUAGCUCAGCUGGCAGGUGCUCUACCUGUGGCCACAUUACAUACCAGGAUCUCACCUACAACCUACGGGAAGGUGAGGGAUGCCGGUUUAAGGCAGUUUGGCUCCAGGAAAAUGCUGCAUUUACAUCCGGUCGGGGAGUCUGCAGUUUGCACAAUGAUCCUCUGCCACAGGAAUGAGACAAUGUUAAACGAGCUGAAAGUGGUGUGCCAGAAGACUGAGCAUCUGUUGAGACUCACCCUAAAAGAACCAUGUGCUUUACUUGGAGGUGGCUGUACUGAGACCCACUUAUCUACUUAUGUUAGACACAAGAGCAAGAAUGAAGUAUCAGAGACUGCAUCAGCAUUAGGGUGUUCGCAGACCGAGUUCCUUCUCGGCGUAAAGAUGUUCUGCCAGUCUCUGGAGUAUGUGGCCAGGUCAUUGGAGCAUGAUGGUGGAACUUCUGCAAUCGAUCUGACCCACGCUCACCACUGGACUGUUUCUUCAGAUGUACUGAAAGAACACUUAGAAGGUAGUUUGGGAUUCUGUGGCUGUGGACUGGUUGGUAGUUGCCCAAGUAACAAGUGGACUUAUCUAAACACUGAAUACACAGAAUUUUCUCCUGCACCCUUGUUUAGAGACACUAAACAGCCAAAAGUGCUGGACUCCUUCGCUGCUAAACUCAGUGCAAUGAAAGUUGCUGUGGAAACGGCUAAUCUUGCACUUGAUGUGAGAUUUGUAAUUCAAGAUAUGAAUUAAAGGAAAAGUGUUUUGUCUAGUGUAAGGUGGGUGUGAUGUUCCAAAUAAAGACUGAUGUUGUUUUAGUUCAUGAUUCAGUUUAUACAGACAGAGGGGGUUCCAGUGGGUGUAAUAAAAGUCCCAUCUUGUUCACUAUUUAUAAAAGUAAUAACAAAAUAUUUAAUCCAAAUUUGGAUAGAAGUCUCUGCAUUUUACCUGUCUCUAUCCUUUAUAGUAGUUCCAACCUGGGGUCCCUGACCCCGCAAAGGAGUCCCCAUAAAGCACUGGGGGUCUGUGAGGCUUUAACUGUAUAAAGCUUGUGUGAUUGUUAAAAUUAAGGCCACGUCCACAGUUUUCCCAAACAAAGUGAAUAAAUGAGGGUCAUCAAAAUCUGCUAUACAGCAAUAUUUUAAAACAUAUAAAGUACCAGUCAAAAAGUUUGGAUUUAAUGGGAAAGUGGGUCUAAACUUUUGACUUGUACUGUAUCUUCAGUUAAAAAUAAAUAAGUUUCUCAGUAGGUUACACAUUGUACACCUAAAUCAGUUUUGAUCUAUGUACUGUGUGGUUUAAUGAGGUCAGUGAGCUGGUGGACCUGUAUUAGUGGAGUACAUGUUUAUCCUGGUAACCUUUUGCACCAUUUGUUUAAUGAAACAUGUCUUAGAAACACCACAGUACAGAUGAUAAGUUGAUAUUUUGGUGUUAUUAAAAGACAAUUUGUGGCCAGAAGCUAACUAAUGAAAGCAUAAAACCAAACAUUUGUUACAGCGUGGGGUGGGGGACCACAGCU
This is a messenger RNA of Melanotaenia boesemani (Boeseman's rainbowfish), 2467 nucleotides long. It is a transcript of the gene mkks, whose product is annotated as MKKS centrosomal shuttling protein. Bases 1 to 1701 code for a protein of 566 amino acids. Gene Ontology annotation, cellular component: nucleus; kinociliary basal body; cytoplasm. The record is from RefSeq and is a predicted model, not a curated record. NCBI's taxonomy places the organism in Eukaryota, Metazoa, Chordata, Actinopteri, Atheriniformes, Melanotaeniidae. Gene Ontology annotation, molecular function: ATP binding. The transcript has 4 exons. Gene Ontology annotation, biological process: cilium assembly; chaperone-mediated protein complex assembly; developmental process.